Molecule: messenger RNA, 612 nt
Organism: Rosa chinensis
Lineage: Eukaryota; Viridiplantae; Streptophyta; Magnoliopsida; Rosales; Rosaceae
Product: G-type lectin S-receptor-like serine/threonine-protein kinase B120
Exons: 3
Coding region: 1-612 (203 amino acids)
Biological process (GO): protein phosphorylation
Molecular function (GO): protein kinase activity; ATP binding
Source: RefSeq, a predicted model, not a curated record
AUGUACAGGGAGUAUAGUGAGAUUAUAAGGAAUGUUAGUGCUGGAGGUGCACAAAAUGAAACAGAACUACCAAUCUUUAGGUUAAGGAGUAUAUUAGCUGCUAUAAACAAUUUCUAUGAAGCUAAUAAACUUGGAGAAGGAGGAUUUGGCCCUGUUUAUAAGGGGAUUUUGCCUGAAAAUCAAGAAGUAGCCAUAAAGAGACUGUCAAAGAAAUCCGGGCAAGGAUAUAAGGAGUUCAUGAAUGAGUUAAAACUUAUAGCCAAGCUUCAACAUACAAAUCUUGUUAGGCUCUUGGGUUGCUGUAUUGAAGAGGAGGAAUUGAUAUUGAUCUAUGAGUACAUGCCCAAUCGAAGUUUAGACAAAUUUUUGUUUGAUCCAUCUGAAAACACAAGAUUGGAUUGGAGUAAACGUUUUCAAAUCAUAGAAGGUAUUGCUCAAGGGGUACUUUAUAUCCACAAGCACUCCAUAUUGAAGAUCAUUCACAGGGAUCUAAAAGCUAGUAAUGUUCUGUUGGAUGGAGAAAUGAAUCCCAAAAUUUCUGACUUUGGAAUGGCAAAGAUUUUCGACAUGAAUCAAACAGAAGCAAAUACUAACAGGGUUGUUGGAACAUAG